Messenger RNA from Spodoptera frugiperda (fall armyworm), 1110 nucleotides. RefSeq names its product chymotrypsin-1-like. Gene Ontology annotation, biological process: proteolysis. Gene Ontology annotation, molecular function: serine-type endopeptidase activity. The coding region runs from base 51 to 905 and encodes 284 amino acids. The transcript has 5 exons. Lineage: Eukaryota; Metazoa; Arthropoda; Insecta; Lepidoptera; Noctuidae. The record is from RefSeq and is a predicted model, not a curated record.
ACUGAUUGUUAUUAUAGAUAACAGUUUAAAUAUGAAUCAAAAUAAAAUUAAUGUUAGUUGUAUUAAUUAUUCCUUUGCGGAAUGUAGUUAACAUGACGUCGUCUUUCUUCAAUGCGUUCGUAGUACUUUUAAGUUUCGUUUUAGUUAUUAAAGUUUCAGCAAUAGACUUCAGGAUAAUAGGAGGUUUACACGCGCCUGAAGAAUAUGGAAGGUUUCAUGCGUCUGUUCAGAAUUUGACUGGACAUCACGUUUGUGGUGGAGCUGUGGUGUCCCAGUGGUUUGUGGUUUCUGCAGCCCAUUGUGUUCAUAAAGCAAACCCUCGUUUUAUGAAAAUAGUAGCAGGCACUAACAAUUUAGAUGUUGGGGGUAAAAGAUGUGACGUUUCUAGAAUAAUCGUGCACCGACGAUACAAUUCCACUAGCAGACAACACGAUAUUGCACUUCUCAAAACGAAAAGUCCAUUUGAUUUUGAAAUUAUUAAACCUUUGAAAUUAAGUAAACGGGAACUUCAUGAAGGCGAUGAGAUUGUUCUGGUUGGAUUUGGUGCUAGUGAGCCACAUGGAUCUUCGAGUCGCAUUAUGUACACUUUAGAAAUGCCAGUUUUUAAUCAAGAAAUAUGCGAAUAUGCUAUGAGAUAUUCGAGACCGGUCACCAAAGAAAUGUUUUGCACAUUCACGCAGAUUGGUCAGGGAACAUGCCACGGAGAUUCUGGCAGUCCAUUAGUGAUAGGUAAUGAGCUCGUUGGCAUAGUGUCUUGGGGAAUUCCUUGCGCCGUAGGAUUCCCAGACGUCCAUACAAGAUUGGCUCCGUACGUUGACUGGAUUAAGAUGCAUAUUCGCGAAGGCUAUUGCGGUGCUCCCAAGCGCCAAUUUUUUAUGCAAAGUAAUGUAAGUAAUCAGCAAUAAAAGGUCGGUGUUAAGUUGCAAUAUUAACUUUAUUAACGAAAUAAUAUAUCUGUUCUUACUGUUAUGAGUGCUUAAUUUAUUUUCUUAAAUCGUUUGAAAUGUUCCAUGUUUAUCUGAAAUUGUAAAAAAUAAAUUUAUCAACAUUAUAAUAUCGAGAAUCCUGUACCUAGUCAUAAAGUAAUUAAAGCUAUGAUUCAAAUACGUA